AUGCUGUGCCAGAGGCGCACGCAGGUGGUGCUGGCGCUGUGCCUGCUGCUGCUCCUGUGGCAAAGCUUCCGAGCCCCCCCAGAUGGCCCCGGGGGUCCCUUCCGCCUGGUCCUCCGUGCCCGCUGCCCCGGCACCAACAGCUCUGCCUGGUUCAGUGCCCGCUACGACCCGGCCGUGGAGCCUCUGCUGCUGGGCAGGGCCCCGGAGCUGCCCGCCGAGGUGGUUCAGUGGUGGCUGAGACUGCAGGGUCCCUCCAGGGGUGUCCAGCUCCAGCCUAUAAUUCAGCAGCUCUUCAGUGUGUUCCCGGCCCCGACCGGCAGCGCGUGGGACCCGUCGGGCUGCAGGACGUGCGCUGUGGUGGGGAACUCGGGGCAGCUGCAGGGCUCUGGCCACGGGCCGCGGAUCGACGCCCACGACUGGGUGCUGCGGAUGAACAGAGCGAAGGUCACUGGCUUUGAGCUGGAUGUUGGCAGGAGAACAACCCAUCACUUCAUGUACCCAGAGAGCGCAGUGAACCUCGCGCCUGGCACCCACCUGGUCCUUGUCCCCUUCAAGCCGCUGGGCCUGCAGUGGGUGGCCAGUGCCUUCUCCACCGGGGAGCUCACGCGCACGUACAUGAGGGUGAAACGGUUCGUCCGAGCUGACAGAGACAAGGUGCUGAUCCUGAGCCCGGCUUUCCUCAAGUACAUCCACGACAGCUGGACGCAGCGGCACGGCCGGUACCCGUCCACCGGCUUCACCGCCCUGCUCUUCGCCCUGCACACCUGCCAGCGGGUCUCCGUGUUUGGCUUUGGCGCGGACAGCGAAGGGAACUGGCACCACUACUGGGAGAAAAACCGCUGGCCCGGAGCCUUUCGCAGGACGAGGGUCCACGAUGCUGAGGUUGAGUUCAGCCUCAUCGAGAGACUGGCAGCCGAAGGCAGGAUUUUGUUCUACAAAUGA
Molecule: messenger RNA, 942 nt
Organism: Chaetura pelagica (chimney swift)
Lineage: Eukaryota; Metazoa; Chordata; Aves; Apodiformes; Apodidae
Product: CMP-N-acetylneuraminate-beta-galactosamide-alpha-2,3-sialyltransferase 2-like
Exons: 6
Coding region: 1-942 (313 amino acids)
Molecular function (GO): beta-galactoside (CMP) alpha-2,3-sialyltransferase activity
Source: RefSeq, a predicted model, not a curated record